CAACCAGCCCCUGCCUGUCUUUCUCCAUACACUGCCUGACUGACUGUUACUAUGCCCGUAAAGACACCUGCUCUCACAAACACAGGAAACCAACCACCAGCAGCACCUGACCAACACUGAGGAACUUUCACUAACACCUCAGAUCACCCAGCGUUUCAACCUCAACCAGAGGCAUAUACUGAGACCAAAAACCAUCCACAGCUCAUCCACAGCGGGACCAAGAACAUAACCGAGCAAUCGCAUCAUGAUUGAGAGUGACAGAGAGCUGUCGGCCAUGGUGCAGGAGCUAUGGGACAACGACGUCAACAGACUCAAGCCUGGGAAAGACUACAGGAUCUCUCUGCAGGGCAAAGCUGGAGACAGCAUGGCCAUCAAUGAUGACGACAACGAUGGAGCAGGAUAUCCUCUGUUUACGUUUGUCGAUGAGAACAUUUUCAAAAAGGAGACUUUUUUGGCCUUUAUCUCCCUGUUGGAUAACUACGAGAGUGACACCGGUGAGCCAGAAAUUGUAACCCCAGAAGAGGUGGCAGAGAACCACAAGUUCCUGGACUCCAUCAUUCACACUUCCACUAUGAAGAUAGCUCAUAAAUACCUGGUGGAGAAGAACCUCUCUCCAGCGGAUGACACAAAAUUCAAGGAGCAGCUGUACAGGAUCUGGUUUGAGCUUUAUGCAAGGAGAGGAUCCAGCAAGCCAGACUCCUCAGGGUUCGAACACGUGUUUGUUGGAGAGACGAGAGGAAGGCGGACUGUCAUCGGCUUUCACAACUGGAUCCAGCUCUACCUACAAGAAAAGCUGGGACACAUUGACUACAAAGGCUACAGCUACAAUCCAAAUUCACCCAAGCCUGAUGAGAACAAACACAUCCUGGCGCUACAGUUCAGCUGGAAGAUGGGCAUAAAGCCCAAAGGCAGCAUCUUCAUCGGCGUCAGUCCCGAGUUUGAGUUUGCGCUCUACACUCUCUGUUUCCUCAGCUCGCCCAACGAGCGUGUCAAAGUCCAGUUCAGUUUCUAUGACGUGGAGAUUGUUUGCCACCACUACAACCAAAAGCACAUAGGCACCACGUACCCUGUGCUCCUUAAGUACCAGAACCCUCACUAACUUGACAAGAUAUCAAUUUGAGAUGUAACUUCUCCCAUUUCUGAGCUUGAAUACAAAGUGUCACAGGUAUUGUUGUUGUCUUUUUAUUUUAGAUAAAGAUACAAUAAAACCUUACAAGACCCA
Dicentrarchus labrax (European seabass) is the source of this 1222-nucleotide messenger RNA. It is a transcript of the gene endou2, whose product is annotated as endonuclease, polyU-specific 2. The coding region runs from base 245 to 1099 and encodes 284 amino acids. The record is from RefSeq and is a predicted model, not a curated record. The transcript is spliced from 7 exons. Gene Ontology annotation, molecular function: RNA endonuclease activity. Lineage: Eukaryota; Metazoa; Chordata; Actinopteri; Moronidae.